UAUCAAAACUUGGGUUUGCAUACAAUUUCUGCUGUGAUUCAUGUACGUCGUGAUAGUAUUACAGCACAAAUUUUUGUUGGAUUCAUACUAUUGAGGGUGUAUGGCUAAAAACAGAACCUGAAAACGUGAUUGAACAACCCCCUACCCGCUACACACACGAUGUCUACCUACAGUCAAGAGAAUGGCUUUGACCAGACAAGCAGAAGCUUCUGGGAGAUUGGCCAGUAUCAGCGGACGGUCAAACGGAUGGAGAAUGGUCAUAAACUGUCCAAUGAAUUAAUUCUACUCAUUCAGGAAAGAAGCGAUAUCGAGAAAAAGUAUGCGAAGAGCCUCAAGCAUUGGUCAAAAAGAUGGAACGAACUUAUAGAAAAAGGAACCGAAUAUGGUACAACCAAGUCGGCCUGGAAGGCGGUAUUGACAGAAGCCGAUAGGAAAGCAGAACUCCACAGCGAGAUUGACCAAAAACUCAAUGCAGAUGUCAUGUCAAGCAUCAAGAACUGGCAGAAAGAAAACUACCAUAAGAAAAUGAUGAGCGGCUUCAAGGAAACGUUUGAAGCAGAAGAAGGAUUCAAGAAGGCCCAGAAACCGUGGGCCAAGUUCUACACCAAAGCCCAAACAGCAAAGAAAGGCUACCAUUCCUCAGUCAAAGCAGAGAAGACAGCAACGCUACAAGAAACAUCAGCAAAUGGAGAUUCAGCUAUAUCACCAGACCAAGUAAAGAAACUACACGACAAGGUGGAGAAGUGUCGGCAGGAGAGCAUGCGAACCAAAGACAAAUACGAGAAGGCACUUGAUGAGGUCACGACGUACAACCCCAGAUACAUGGAAGACAUGAAAGGCCAAUUCGACAGAACACAAAGCUUCGAGAGGCGGCGACUCGAGUUCUUCAAAGAAACGCUACUGUCAGUCCAAAGAGUACUUGAUCUAUCUGUUAAUCCCAGUUUUGCCCAGGUGUACGUAGACUUCCACAACUCCUUACAGAAUGCAGACGCAGAGAAAGAUUUGAAAUGGUGGAAGAAUAAUAAUGGCACCGGAAUGUCAAUGAACUGGCCCGUCUUUGAGGAAUACACUGAUGAGAUGCAUGCCAUUAGCUCAAAGAAGUCCAAAGGCAACAUAGGCGGAUCGGGAGGGGAGAACGUAGCGAUACACACCUACAGAUCGACCUCCGAAUAUUCAAACCAGGAUUACGACCAAGGAAUAGGCGAUAGCUCGUUGGGCGAUGAGACCGCGUCAGACAGCGACGCAAGAAAAUCGUUCAAACCCACCCCAGCCCCUCGACGAAAUGGUUCUUUGCCUACCUCUUCACUUUAUCCUGAAAUAAAUAGUCAUUCCUCCUCCUCCUCCUCCCUCCCCUCAAACCGGUGAGUGUUUACCCUGUUA
Messenger RNA from Lytechinus pictus (painted urchin), 1380 nucleotides. RefSeq names its product protein kinase C and casein kinase substrate in neurons protein 2-like. Gene Ontology annotation, cellular component: endosome; plasma membrane; cytoplasm. The transcript has 8 exons. Gene Ontology annotation, molecular function: phospholipid binding. Gene Ontology annotation, biological process: regulation of endocytosis; cytoskeleton organization; plasma membrane tubulation. Bases 160 to 1365 code for a protein of 401 amino acids. NCBI's taxonomy places the organism in Eukaryota, Metazoa, Echinodermata, Echinoidea, Temnopleuroida, Toxopneustidae. The record is from RefSeq and is a predicted model, not a curated record.